CUGCCCAGCCUCUUCCCUUUUCUGGGCUUAAGUUUGACUAGCUGGCUAUGAGAGGUAACACUGCCACGGUCUGACUACCUCUCGAGGCAGGGCCCACGUGACCGUCCCAGGCGCCUUUUCCGGGCCGGAGGUGACGUUACGGGUGCCGGGGUUCCCGGAAGUGAGGGGCGCGGGAAAUCUGAGGGGGUGGGACCGAAAAGAUAGUUGCGCCGGAAGUUAGGGGUGGGUGGAGAAAGUGACCGGAAGUGAACACUUGCAGACCGGCCAGGAAAGAGAGGGAAGAGGGAGGAGGUGCCAACCCUUCAUCCCGGACCCAGUGGCGGCCCGGCCUCCUCUACUCGGGCCCUCAGCCCCGGUCAUGAAGCUGAAGCUGAAGAACGUCUUUCUCGUCUACUUCUUAGUGUCCCUGAGUGGCCUCCUCUACGCGCUCCUGCAGCUUGGCCAGCCCUGUGACUGCUCCCCACAUCUUCGGGCAGCGGCAGAACACUUACGAAGGAAAGACUUGAAGAUCUCCCAGUUGCAAGCUGAGCUUGGCCGGCCACCUCCUGCCCCUGCCCAGCCCCCUGAACCUGAGGCUCUUCCCACCAUCUAUGUGGUGACUCCUACCUAUGCCAGGCUGGUGCAGAAGGCUGAGCUGAUCCGCCUGUCCCAGACCCUGUCCUUGGUACCCAGACUACACUGGGUGCUGGUGGAGGAUGCUGAGGCCCCUACUCCACUGGUCUCGGGUCUGUUGGCAGCCUCUGGCCUCAGAUUCACUCACCUGGUAGCCCUCACACCUAAAGGCCAACGCCUUCGAGAAGGGGAGCCAGGCUGGGUACGGCCCCGGGGUGUGGAGCAGCGAAACCGAGCCUUGGCCUGGCUCCGAGGAAAAGAGGCUGCAGCUGGUGGGGAAAGGGAGCCGCCCCCUGUAGGGGCUCGUGGGGUCGUGUACUUUGCGGAUGAUGACAAUACCUAUAGCCGGGAACUCUUUGAGGAGAUGAGAGGAACCAGAGGUGUUUCAGUGUGGCCGGUGGGGCUGGUCGGUGGCCUCCGGUUCGAAGGACCCCAAGUGCAGGGGGGCCAGGUGGUGGGCUUUCACACAGCCUGGGAGCCUGACCGGCCCUUCCCUCUGGACAUGGCUGGCUUCGCUGUAUCGCUGUCUCUUCUUCGGUCUCGGCCUGGGGCCCAGUUUGAUCCCACAGCCCCCCGGGGCCACCUGGAGAGCAGUCUCCUCAGCCAUCUCAUCGACCCCAAGGAUCUGGAACCCCGGGCUUCCAACUGCACUCGGGUAAAGGGUCGGGAACUGGGGGGGGCAGGAUUAGAAAAGAGAGCUACUUUCUCAGGCAGAAGCCUGCAGUCACUUGUCAUCCGGGGCUCUCAGCACAGGGCUUCCUAUUUGAACAUCUUAAAGUGAGCACUUUAGAGUCCUGCCAUCACAGGUCUGGCCAUUGAAGAGGAGAGGCACCAAAAUGGCAGCCGUGGCAUUCAGGGGGGCGGAGAAGCUCUUGUGAAAGUACGCGCUGGGUACCCCAAAGGAAAUCUGCCCUUUUGGUUAGGAGGCCAAGGAAGAGAGCACCUCACGUAGCCUGCAUUGAAGGGUUCCGCCUCCCCUCCCCGUCUGACUGGUAGUUGCAGGAGUCUCAUCAUCCUUAAGGGCCUCUGCCAGCUCCAGGUGGGCUCUUGGGACUGGCACCGUCUCUGACUAGGGUGGGCCGGUGCCAAUUGCAGGUGCUGGUGUGGCACACGAGAACUGAGAAGCCCAAGAUGAAACAGGAAGAGCAGCUGCAAAGACAGGGACGGGGCUCAGACCCCGGCAUCGAGGUGUGACCCGGGCUGCCGCUGCCAUCAGAUGACGAUGAGACUCCCUGGGAUGUAGGUAUGCUUCGAAGAGCUGGCUCCCGGGCCUGCCCCUGUGGGCAGUGGCUUCUCCCUCCCCCCACGUUGUUGCCAGGAAGAGCUUGCCAGAGAGGGCAAGUGGUGGUGUGUCAGCCCAGCCCUGGGUGGGUGGGGAAGACAUCCAAGGACAGAUGGACUCGGCUGGAAGAACAGGGACGUUUGCCCGAUGAGUGGUGCUGUUCGGUUUCUCAGUGGGCAUGGGCAUGCAUUUCAGGGCCUGAUCAGAAGGGGGCUGAUGGGUCCCUCCCCACAGUGAGCAUGUUCCCCCAUUCCUACCUCCAGAAUAAAGUAUGUCAAUCGUGA
Molecule: messenger RNA, 2178 nt
Organism: Monodelphis domestica (gray short-tailed opossum)
Lineage: Eukaryota; Metazoa; Chordata; Mammalia; Didelphimorphia; Didelphidae
Source: RefSeq, a predicted model, not a curated record